UGAAUCUUCUCCGUUGUUAUCCGCUAGCAGUCCACGGCUUCCUAGACGAUACUUUUGGCGAUUAUUCUGGGACUCAAAGAAACUAUGACGGCUGAAGAUUUGAGCAGAUAGUUGUAUUAUGGGUAAGGUGCUGCUCGCCUGGGUCACCUCUGCGCCAGGUGCAAUAGUACUGCUGGCCUCCAAAGAUGUGAGAGGCUCGGAUAUGGAAUCAGCUGGAGAAUCAAGAUAUCAAGUCACCUGUAUUCGACUGCUCAUACUUCCUGCGCUUGAUGGUUUCAUACAACGAGAACGUGUCGACAUCCUCUCUCGACGUUCCCCCAGGUUUGGUAUCUUAACAUCCACGAGCACGCGCGUCGGAGUCUCACAUCCAAGUGGCCGGCUGUCGCGUCUCCCGGUGACCUCUGCACACUCAAAUGUCUCAUUUACAAAAUCGCAACGCCUUCAAUGACUCCCUCCCUCUUUGCCCCUCACUGAGUGCCAGCGAGAUCAUGUGGACGUCGAUACCGCU
This is a messenger RNA of Desarmillaria tabescens, 508 nucleotides long. RefSeq lists its product as uncharacterized. The coding region runs from base 119 to 448 and encodes 109 amino acids. NCBI's taxonomy places the organism in Eukaryota, Fungi, Basidiomycota, Agaricomycetes, Agaricales, Physalacriaceae. The record is from RefSeq and is a predicted model, not a curated record. The transcript is spliced from 3 exons.